AGAGAAGAACAUGAGAGAAUCAGUAUUUACCCAUAAGAAGGUUUAGUUUGUAUAAUUCCUUCCUGUUUCAUAGGAACAGCCGCAGAACAACAAGCAGCCAGUGUUACACACAGUACGACACACAGUACGACACACAGUACAGUAUCAGAUGUACGAAGUAAAAAGAGUGCGCAGUGAAGGUUUUUAUAGCCAGUAGGCGGGCGAAAACUAAGCGCCCAAAUAAAUGAUUGGCUCCGAUACCAGAGGGGCGGGUUUGAUUAUUGAACAACUUGACAGACUUGAGCCUUUAUUGGGUUGAGAGACAAGGUGAAGACUGAACGAAGAGGGAAUGGGUUUGAAAAGGCAUGGAACGCACACUGCGGAAGUGAAACUGAUAGAAAAGUCUGCGCGCGCACUAUAAAUCCGCCUCCAGUCCAUCUCUCCCACAUCGUGAACUUCCGGAAAAGUCCAUAGCUCCUUCCUGUUGAGGAAACUAAGUCUAAGGUCACGUGACGGUUCCUUUGGCCGACGGGAGCGAGCGCUUGGCCGGACUAUCUGCGAUAUAUGUGUGUGUGAGGGUCAUUUCCAGCUCAGUCCCUCCCACGAGGAGCCAAUGGGAAUGUGGGAGGAAGUGAGUGACACAGGGAUGAAGAAGAAGAAGGAUAAAAAUGAGGAGGAGGAGGAGCGGGGGAAGAAGGAGAGAAUGGUGAAUCUCACACUGGAGAUGAUCUAUCUGCUGACUGGAGAGCACUACAUCCCUAGGAAGAAGUCAGAUGAUGGGGGGGCCCUGCAUGCCCCUGGCUCCGUCAUACAGAAGGAAAAUAACAAGAAUGACAAGAAGAUCCUGGAACUCAUGUCCAACAUCAUCCAGCUGCUGACUGGAGAGGUUGCCAUAAGGACUCAUCAUGUUUCCAUCUAUUUUUCCUUGGACGAGUGGGACUAUAUGAAAGGAAACAAGGACCUUUAUGAGGAAGGGAUAAAGGAGGAGCCACAGCAGCUCCACCCACUGGACUGUGAAUAUGAAGAUAAGAGAGAUAUUCCAUCUGAUCUGGGAGGAACAUUAUGUUAUAAUAAUGAGACAAGCAAGAUUGGGGCUGAAGGAACAGAUUUUUGUGCCAAAGAAAAUCUCACAAUUUCUCCAGUGGAACAGCCCCCACCAGCCAAUGGGAUUAAAGAGGAAAGAGCUUCAUGUGAAGAGGGAAACCAAUCAGAUUGCAGCAUUAAUCCUCUUACAGAACAGAUACAGGGAACUGAUAAACCUACUCCUAUCAUGGGAUACAGCCUGAAUAACAGCUCAGCGAAUUAUAUAAAAGAGGAGGUUGUGCAAUGUCAUGAAGGAAACCAUUCUGAUAUGAGAAUUAUUACUGCUCCAGAAUCAAUACUGGAAACCAAUACAUCUGCUGCAAUGAUACGAUGCAACCUAAAUACCAGUUUGUCAGCUUCAUGCGAAGGGGGAAACCAAUCAGAUUGCAGAAUUAAUGAACUUACAGAACAGAUACAGGGAACAGAUACACCUACUGGCAAUAUAGUUCUGUACAUCUGUUCCGAGUGCCAGAAACAUUUUAGUACUAAGGCCGGUCUUGCCAGGCAUCAGAAAACUCAUUCAGUUUUUGUGGGUGAGGAACAUGCAUAUGGGAGAAUUCACACAGAAGAGAAACCAUUCCCUUGUUCUGAAUGUGGGAAACGUUUUGCUCGUCGUCAGCAUCUUACUGACCAUCAGAGCAGUCACACAGGGGAGAAACCAUAUGCUUGCUCUCAGUGUGAGAAAUAUUUCCCUCAUCGUUCCAAUCUUAACAGACACCUGAAGCUUCACAAAGGAGAAAAACCAUUUCCCUGUUCUCAGUGUGGGAAACGUUUCCCUUGUGUCUCGGACCUUAAUAUACAUCGCAGGGUUCACACAGGAGAGAGACCGUACUCUUGUUCUGAGUGUGGCAAAUGCUUUAAACAUCACUCAAACCUAACUAACCAUCAAAGAACCCACACAAGAGAGAAACCAUUUUCCUGCACUGAAUGUGGGAAAGGCUUUAAAGAUCGCUCAAGUCUUACUGUACAUCACAGAACCCACACAGGGGAGAAACCAUUUUCCUGCACUGAAUGUGGGAAAGGCUUUAAAGAUCGCUCAAGUCUUACUGUACAUCACAGAACCCACACAGGGGAGAAACCAUUUUCCUGUUCUGAAUGUGGGAAAUGUUUUAUCAAUCAGGCAUGCCUUAGGGUUCAUAAACGAAUUCACACAGGAGAGAAACCAUUCCCUUGUACUGAAUGUGAGAAAAGUUUCAGCGAUCGGGCUUGUCUUAGAGGCCACAAAAGAACUCACACGGGAGAGAAACCAUACAGCUGUAGUGAAUGUGGCAAAUGUUUCCGUGAUGGUGCAGGCCUUAGAGUCCAUAAAAGAAUUCACAUGGGGGAGAAACCGUACACCUGUAGUGACUGGUUUGAUCUGUAUCUAUACUGAAGUGGACUGCUUAAAGAGUUUACAUUUUUGAUAUAUGAUAUAUUUUCCCACUUAGUGCAAAUGCACGUUACGUGAUUUUUUAUUCAGGUGUUUCUUUUUGAUUUUAAUUAUACGUGUUAUUUUAGUGUGAGCCCGACAGAGGGCACUCAUGCUUCUGAUGAAGUGACAGAAUGGUCACGAAACGCGUUAAGCGCACAUCCCCUGCCCGCUGGUGAUUUUAAUCCAUGUCCAAUAAAGCAUUCAUAGUUUUAAAA
Molecule: messenger RNA, 2688 nt
Organism: Xenopus laevis (African clawed frog)
Lineage: Eukaryota; Metazoa; Chordata; Amphibia; Anura; Pipidae
Gene: znf182
Product: zinc finger protein 182
Exons: 6
Coding region: 593-2434 (613 amino acids)
Source: RefSeq, a predicted model, not a curated record